CAGACACACACACCUGCAUACAGUCACGCAGACACACACACCUGCUGGCCGACGCUGGCCCGCCCCCCGGGGCAAGGUGAGAGAGCCACCGGUCGGUCGGUGAGUCGGUCGGUCGGCCAGCCAGUCGGCCAGGCUGGGAUCGCGCCUGCUCUCGCUCUGCCUCAUUAAGAACCGGCCGGAGCAGGACCCGGUCAGGACCGGGCUGAGCCCCGGCUUCCUCCAGCCCGGCCGUGGCAAGGAAAGAGAGAAGAGGAGGACGAGGAGGAGAAGGAGGAGGAAGAAGAGGAGGAGUGAACUGUCCUGGGUCCCAUCCGGGUCCCUGCUGCGGUCAGCUCCCAGUCCGGGGUCGCCCCAGCCCGGCCCGCUCAAGGCCAUGGCGGAGGACGCGUCUUUCCGCCCGGGCCUCAUUGUGCUGGGCGCGUUCCUGGUGGCCGUGGGCAUGUUCAUCAUGAGCACGGACCGCCCGCAGGUCUACAUCACCUUCUGCGCCGUGGGGGUCGGCCUGGUGGCCGUGGGGGUCGUCUGGAGCCUGUGCCGUUGCUACCCCAAGGUGACGUUUGUGCCCGCUGACUCCGACUUUGAGGCGUUGCUGGCGCAGAAGCUCCCGAGGCCCCCAGAGACCAGGUUCGUGGAGAAAAAGCCCCAGCAGCCCUAUGCCUGGCUGGAGGAGGAAGCCAGGCCAGCCCCUCCUCCCAUCAUCUUCCACCACCUCCAGCUGGAGCCUCAGGGCUCCGGAGGGCACUGGGGGGGCCGAGGGGCUGACCGGCCGGACCCGUGUGAGCCGGGGGACAGCGGUGCCCAGAGAUCCGUACAGGCUAGCGUGGAAGUCCACCAGGGCCCGGAUGGCAGCAGGAGAUGGAGCCAAGGCCCGGCAGAGGACUGCUGGGCAGCCCCCACCCACGCUCGGGCCCCUCUGGCCUCCUUCCUGGACGAUGAGGAUGUCUUCUCUUCGCUGGAAUCCCGCUGUAGCCACGCCGGCCUGCCACCCCCCAGGCAGCCCACCCCUGACCUCUACGGAGGCUUUGCCCUUAUCGACGCGAAGGAGGAGGUCCUUGUGUCCCCCGCCCCGCUCCCUGGGCCGGGCCCAGCGGGGGAUCCAGCGGCCACCCAGGAGGGGGGACCCGAGGAGGUGGGGAGUGGGGAGAAGGAGGAAGGGGAAGACAGGGAGGAGGACGGGGAUUUGUUUUACGGGCUGAGGGAUGGGGACGUCCUGGUGGACGGGGACUCAGAUUUGGAACUGGACGUUUAGGGGGUUGAGCGAGGGGUGGGAGCAGAGGACUCCAUGUGGGGCCAGGCCUUGCACAAAACCACAAAGCCUUUCAGUGUGUGUGGGACUCUAUGGGGGCUGGAGGCUCCCGCCCCUCUGCAGCAUGCCCUCAGUCAGCUGCUGACCCGGCCAGCUAAGGACUCUGUGUUUGACAGGCCCUAUGGGAUGCGCAGAGGAACUGUGAGCUGGUUACCUUCCUGGAGACCCGCUCUCAUGGUCAGAGAUGGACUAUUCGACACCCCUGACUCUUCCCCAGUGACCCAACACGAACCAUCCAACCCCCCCCCCCCGACUCACCCCUCUCCAACC
This is a messenger RNA of Ornithorhynchus anatinus (platypus), 1576 nucleotides long. RefSeq names its product barttin CLCNK type accessory subunit beta (gene BSND). The transcript has 4 exons. Gene Ontology annotation, cellular component: basolateral plasma membrane. Lineage: Eukaryota; Metazoa; Chordata; Mammalia; Monotremata; Ornithorhynchidae. The coding region runs from base 374 to 1249 and encodes 291 amino acids. Gene Ontology annotation, molecular function: chloride channel regulator activity. Gene Ontology annotation, biological process: chloride transport. The record is from RefSeq and is a predicted model, not a curated record.